AUGAAAUUACGCCCAGGAGAUAAGGGGGGCUACUACGAUGCUAAUGAAAUGGGUGGCCCACCACUAACUCCGGGAGGUGGGAGCAGAUAUUUUGAUGGACAAGGUUACACAGGUCGUCAAGACCCAUAUGCAAAUCAGAACUUCCGCAGCGGAACACCAAUGUACGGUCAGGAUUAUGGCAAUCAGCCACAGCCGAUGUACAACAUGGAUAUGAAUCGCAGAAAUAAUAUGGAUAUAUCUGGUGUCUCGUGUAAAUGGCUUGAAACGAAAGUGGAAACAAUGCUGUGUACAGAUCACAGUGCACAGCUUAUAUCUUCUGUACAUUUAAAAGCACUAAUGUCAUUAUUUUUGUAA
This is a messenger RNA of Trichobilharzia regenti, 354 nucleotides long. NCBI's taxonomy places the organism in Eukaryota, Metazoa, Platyhelminthes, Trematoda, Strigeidida, Schistosomatidae. The record is from the annotation of a GenBank genome assembly.